CAUUUUGAUAUACUCCAUUCAUCUAUUUGAACAAAAACAAUUAGUGCUUUCGGUUAUUCCACAUGGAUUAGCUGAUAACAUGAUUCCAUUGCAAGAAUACGUGUGCUACUCUUCUUUUCACUUUUGAGAACUCAAAACGAAGCUUUCCAUUCCCAACAGAAAAUGGGUUGUAAACUGAACUCCUUGGAACCACCAAUCUUAUGUCAGGUCCCUGCAAGGAAACCACGUUUUAGAACUAGACUUAUUGCUUUCUCUUCUUAUGCACCAAACAAAGGCGAAGCUGUUUCCACAACCAAAUCCAUCGAAACCCAGCUGCCAAAGGCUGAUGUCUAUGGUAUUAGCUUCAGGACCCUGGGAGCUUGUAAGCUAGGUAUUUCCAGAUAUCCCGACUUUGAGUAUAAUGCUGAAGGGGGAGCAGGAACUGGAACUGGUACUAAGAUCAACGAUGGUAAUGAACUUUCAGUUAGUUUUGACCUUAAAACACUGUACGUUCCACCACUGACAAGUGCAACAACCAAGUUUCUGGGAUUGCCGUUGCCACCGUUUUUGAAGAUUGACAUUGUCCCUCAACUCUUUAAAGGAAACAUCAACCAAGAAUCUGGCAAGGUUGACCUGGAAUUCUUGGCCAAGUUCUGCUUUUCUGUUGGGAGUAUUUACAAAGCACCACCAUUGCUGGUGAAGACAGUUUUAACAUCUGAGGAAUCAAAAGGAAAGAUUAGAAGUGCAAGAGGAGAGAGGUUGGAUAACAAAGGGAAUUGCAAAUUGGUUGGAGUAGCAUCUGUUGACCCUAUUGAUGAUUUCUUCAUGAAUUCUUUCCUCGGUCUUCCCACUGAAUGCCUUGCCAAACUGAAUGCUGUCAUCACCUUAUGUAAUUCUUCAUGAAGCAUGCAAUUUUCACCACAUAAAAAUAUGUUGUAUAUAUUGUUACAAUGUUACUCAUGACUAUCUAAAGUGUAAUAAGUAUUUAUUUACCGGAAAAAAAAACUCAGGAAGAGUUACUUGGAACUUCCCCUGUUUCCUGCUUUGAAAAAAUAACCCUAAUCCGGCAUCCGGUGCUCGUUGCUCAACCUCUGGUCACAACCCCUAGCCUCGGCUAACAACUUGUCUUUAAAUUUCUUUGAUAUAUAAGUGACCAAUGUACAUUGCAA
Molecule: messenger RNA, 1148 nt
Organism: Theobroma umbraticum
Lineage: Eukaryota; Viridiplantae; Streptophyta; Magnoliopsida; Malvales; Malvaceae
Product: ATP-dependent Clp protease ATP-binding subunit
Source: RefSeq, a predicted model, not a curated record